This is a messenger RNA of Alnus glutinosa, 1549 nucleotides long. RefSeq names its product peptide chain release factor PrfB3, chloroplastic. The record is from RefSeq and is a predicted model, not a curated record. The transcript is spliced from 6 exons. Gene Ontology annotation, biological process: translational termination. Lineage: Eukaryota; Viridiplantae; Streptophyta; Magnoliopsida; Fagales; Betulaceae. Gene Ontology annotation, molecular function: translation release factor activity. Bases 505 to 1527 code for a protein of 340 amino acids.
UUUAAGACCCAUCUUGUUCUAUGAAUUUUGGCCAUUGUACUGUUUGUUGAAGGUACUGGAGAAGCUUUCUGAUAUCAUUUUCUAUAUUUUAUGGCCCUGCAAUGAUUGAACAAGACGAAUUUGGAUGGGAUUUAUUGAAAUUUCCUAGUAGAUUAGUAGACUGGGAUCUUUCUUGUGGGGGCCGUGCUGAAUGCCUCUUCAACCUCUACAAGCAGUCCCACCCAAGCUCCCUAUCCACCCAGCUCGCCCAUCUCCUCCAGUCCUCCCCUCGCCCCUCUCCCUGCACCAUGUCCGCCAUCCUUCUCUGCUGCCAACUUACUUAUGCAUUUCCCUGAACCGACUCCACUUGCACCUCUUGGAUGUGGAGGGUUGAAAUUUGGUUCCCACAUGACAUGAUAUAAUUGGUCAAUAAAUCACAUGCAUGAGGGAAGGAGUUGAUUUGUACACUUAACAGGUUUGUUUUCAUUGAAAAAGAAGAUUGAAGAUGCAGUUAUCCGUGCUGAGAUGCUUGCACCAUCUGCCCUGGAACUUGAGGAAGCAAGACAGAUCAAGCAGGAAGAAAUGAUACGCGAGUCUAACCUGUGGGAUGAUCCAGCUAAAUCCGAUAAAAUCCUUGUCAAAUUAGCUGAUAUUGCCAAAGUGGUUGAUUCUCUCAAAGACCUAACAUAUAAGGUGGAAGAUGCAAAGCUGAUCACGGAGUUGGCUGAGAACAAUGUUAUUGACUAUGGGCUUUUUAAGCAAGCGUAUAAUGCAUCUUUAGAUGUGGGAAAGUUUUUGGAUCAGUAUAGGAUGUCCAAGCUUCUUAAGGGGCUGUAUGACGUGGAGGGAGCAUGUGUAAUUAUUAAUGCUGGAUCUGGAGGCAUUUACCCUGAGAUCUGGGCAGAAAAACUCCUAAGUAUGUAUAGCAAAUGGGCCAAAAAGCAAGGUUACACGGGAAGAGUUGUUGAGAAGUAUCCUUCAAAGAGUGGUGGCAUCAAGUCGGCCACAAUAGAGUUUGAAUUUGAGUUUGCUUAUGGCUAUCUUUUAGGGGAGAAGGGUGUUCACUACAUGAUAGGUUCUCAAAAUGGAUCUGUUCAACAUGAGGCUUUUGCAGCAUGUGUGGACGUUGUUCCUCUCUUUCUUAAAACAGCUUGUGACCUACAAAUUGACGAUGGAGAUUUGGUUGUCUCACCACCCUUAAUAGAGCAAAGUGGAACUAAACCAACCAUCUGCAUUCAGCAUAUUCCGACUGGCAUACAAGUUCAAUCCUCAGGUGAGAGGAACCACUUUGCAAAUAAGAUCAAGGCCCUUAAUCGAUUGAAAGCCAAACUUCUUGUAAUAGCGAGGGAGCAAGAAGUUUCCAGUGUAAGUAGCAUAAAGAGAGAUGCCAUUGUCGAUUUGUGGCAAACAGAAACUCGAAGGUAUGUCUCUCAUCCAUACAAGCUAGUACAAGAUGUGAAAACUGGCAUCCAAUUGCCGGACCUAAAUUCCGUUUUGGAUGGAAAUAUUGAACCUCUUAUUGAAGCUCAUAUCAAUAUAAGAUGGUGAUAAUCCACCUUUUUUUUUUAUA